Phalaenopsis equestris is the source of this 2125-nucleotide messenger RNA. RefSeq names its product actin-interacting protein 1-2. Gene Ontology annotation, molecular function: actin filament binding. The record is from RefSeq and is a predicted model, not a curated record. The transcript is spliced from 6 exons. Gene Ontology annotation, biological process: positive regulation of actin filament depolymerization; actin filament depolymerization. Gene Ontology annotation, cellular component: cortical actin cytoskeleton. Bases 114 to 1949 code for a protein of 611 amino acids. Lineage: Eukaryota; Viridiplantae; Streptophyta; Magnoliopsida; Asparagales; Orchidaceae.
CAUCGACCCGACCUUUCUCCUCCAAAACCUAUGAAAUGCUUUCCUUUAUCGCCAACUAUGGUCCUCGAUAUAGUUUGAUAGGGUGUGAGGGGAGGAGAUCCUGAAGGAGCGGGAUGGCGGACCUCUUGGAGACUCUCGCGUGUGUUCCAUCGACAGAGCGUGGCCGGGGAAUCCUCAUCUCCGGCGAUCCAAAGUCCGACUCUAUUAUUUAUUGCAAUGGGCGGGCGGUGAUCAUUCGGCGUCUUGGCGCGCCGAUGUGUGUGUCAAUCUAUGGUGAACACGCGCACCAGACGACGGUGGCGCGCUUCUCCCCCAAUGGUGAGUGGAUUGCCUCUGCCGAUGUCUCCGGCAUGGUUCGGAUCUGGGGUCGCCAUGGGGACCGCGCGCUGAAAAGCGAGUUUCGCGUUCUCUCUGGCCGCAUCGACGACCUUCAGUGGUCUCCUGACAGUCAGCGCAUUGUUGUCUCAGGCGAUGGAAAGGGCAAGUGCUUCGUUCGUGCAUUUAUGUGGGAUUCAGGCACUAAUAUCGGGGAGUUUGAUGGCCAUUCUAAGAGGGUAUUAAGUUGUGAUUUUAAGCCAACUCGACCAUUUCGUAUUGUCACAUGUGGAGAGGACUUUAUCUUGAACUUCUAUGAAGGCCCUCCAUUUAAAUUUAAGCAAUCCCACAGGGAUCACUCUAACUUCGUUAAUUGUGUCCGGUACUCUCCAGAUGGGAGUAAGUUCAUCUCUGUAAGUUCUGAUAAGAAGGGCAUAAUCUUUGAUGGAAAGUCUGGAGACAAGCUUGGUGAGCUGUCUAUGCAAGAGGUUCACAAGGGAAGCAUCUAUGCUGUUAGCUGGAGUCCAAAUAGUAAAAAAGCCUUGACAGUAUCUGCGGACAAAACUGCUAAAGUUUGGGACAUUUUAGAUGAUGGUAAUGGUAAACUGAAUUGUACACUUGCUUGCCCUGUUUCUGGAGGAGUGGAUGACAUGCUAAUUGGCUGCCUAUGGCAUGGUGACCAUCUCGUCACUGUUUCUCUUGGCGGAAUGAUAUCUAUAUUUUCAGCUAGUGAUCCACAGAAACCACCAACAUCUUUUUCUGGCCACAUGAAAAGCAUCAAUGCUUUGUCUUGUUUGCUUCAAAGUGAUCAGAUAACCAUCUUGACUACCAGCUAUGAUGGUACCAUCGUAAGAUGGAUUCCUGGCAUAGGCUAUGGUGGAAAAAUACAUAGGAAGGAAAACACUCAGAUUAAAUGCUUUUCUGCAACUGAAGGAGAGCUUCUUACUUCGGGCUUUGAUAAUAAAGUACACAGACUUUCAUUAAAUGAAAGUCACUGUGGAGAGGCAGAACCUGUUGAUGUUGGAUUUCAACCAAACAAUUUACAUUUUAUUUUGAAAUGUCCUGACCUUGCUUUAGUUUCUACUGAUUCCGGGAUCAUCAUUUUACGGGGCACAGAAGUAGCUUCAACCCUAAAUCUUGGUUAUGCUGUGACAGCAUCAGCGGUUUCACCUGAUGGGUCUGAGGCCAUUGUUGGCGGCCAAGACGGAAAGCUUCACAUAUAUGUUAUUGAGGCAGCCACGCUCAAGGAAGAAACAGUCCUACAAAAGCAUCGGGGAGCUAUUACUGCCAUCCAGUACUCCCCUGAUGCUUCUAUGUUUGCCUCAGCCGAUGCCAAUCGUGAAGCUGUCGUAUGGGAUCGUGCAUCACAAGAGGUUAAGCUGAAGAACAUGCUCUACCACACUGCUCGAAUCAAUUGCCUCGCAUGGUCUCCUGAUAAUCGCCUGGUUGCAACUGGGUCUCUUGAUACUUGCGUUAUUGUGUAUGAUGUGGACAGAGCUGCAUCAAGCCGAACCACAAUUAAAGGUGCACACUUGGGAGGGGUCUAUGGAUUGGCUUUCAGCGAAGAAAACACCAUUGUCAGUGCAGGUGAGGAUGCGUGCGUGCGUGUUUGGAGAUUGUCCCAUGAGCGAUGAACAAUAUUUAUCCAGUUUGCUUUUUUGUUGUUUGGAACACAGCAUUUGCUGAACUUGUUUGUCAUUUUUUUCUCGGCAUUGGCUGCUAUACUUGUGGUUAAUCCAAGGGUUGUGCAGAUUUUAUGUUCAUCUCCGUCUGAUGUAUGUUUUUACAAUUUUUAUUCUGCGAAAGAAGA